CUUGGUUGUCUGUCAUAUGUUACAACAGAUCCUGCCUUUGCUGGAUCCUUUUCCUUUCCUGAAGGAGACCCUGAGAGCCGAGUCUACUUUUUCUUCAGUGAGGUGGGCAAUGAAUACACCUUCUUCGAAAACAUCUUUGUUCCACGCAUUGCCCAAGUCUGCAUGAAUGACAAUGGUGGUACCCUGGUACAACAGAACAUAUGGACUACAUUUGCCAAGGCCGAGAUUAGGUGUCCCUCAUCAAAAAAAUUACCCUACAAUAUCAUCCAAGAUAUCUUCGCACUAACUCCAGCCAAGAAUGACUCCAGUAAUGAGAUUCUUUUCUAUGGUAUCUUCACUUCUCAGUGGCCUGAAUCUUUGGGGAAAUCUGCUGUCUGUGUUUUCAGAAUGAACGACAUCAAGGCUGUGUUUACAGGUGGCUACUUGAAAUUCAACAAAGAUACUCAGCGUUGGAAUAGAGAAACUAGACAAGACCUUAGACCAGGAACGUGUGAGCAGAAGACAGAUAAUACGAUCUUCGAACUAAAGGAUAUAUAUCUGAUGGACUCCUUUAUCCGUCCAGUAGGACACAAGCCAAUUUUGGAGUCUUAUGAGCAUCUCUACACAAAAAUCACAGUGCAGAGGGUCAAAGCAGCAAACAUGAAGACCUACAUAAUUUUAUUCCUUCUGACUGCAUCGGGAUCUUUUCACAAGGUGGUGAUGGAGGAUGGAGAAAUACGCUUCAAUGAGACGAUCCAGCUGUUCACCGAGCCUCAGCCUGUUACAAACCUCCUACUGUCGGCUGAAAAGGCAAGUGGAGAGAAGAGGGUGAUGAAAUCAAGAUUAUUAUAGUUAGCGAAAACUAAAAUUAAAACUGAAACAUUUUCAUAAACUGAAAUAAAAUAAUUAACAAAACCAAAACAAAAAACUAAACUA
Molecule: messenger RNA, 915 nt
Organism: Erpetoichthys calabaricus (reedfish)
Lineage: Eukaryota; Metazoa; Chordata; Cladistia; Polypteriformes; Polypteridae
Product: semaphorin-4B-like
Exons: 5
Coding region: 163-831 (222 amino acids)
Biological process (GO): negative chemotaxis; positive regulation of cell migration; axon guidance
Molecular function (GO): chemorepellent activity; semaphorin receptor binding
Source: RefSeq, a predicted model, not a curated record